GCAAAUACACAUAGCCUCUAAUUGUCAUUUUUCUUGUAGUGACCCAAGAACAUCCUUGUUUUUUGUUUCGAAAUUCCGUUUAAUCAAUUCAAUCUUUGAAUUGAUUCGUUGCUGCGUAAUUUUGAUCACAAAGUACCCCUGGUGCUUUAUCAGAGAGUGUUAAUAAUUAUAGGUACCCAGUUGUAAACAGCCGUUCAGUAAUGUUAUAGUGACGGUAUCAUGUUAAAAAAAUUCUUGUGUUCCGAUUCUGCUUAAUUUAUUGACAAGUCACAGCCUACCUGUGUGAUAUCGAAAAUGCCAAUAUCAUACACUGACCGCGGGACUGAAACGUGGCCUGUUAAUGGCACAACAAAAUACCCGCGCCGCAGAAGCCGACGGAGGAGAAUAGGCCCGCCCGCCCGUCCGCCCGAUCUAGUUCGUGAGAAAAGAUAGAUAGCUAGGUGAUUGAUUGGGGGCAGCAGCGGCGGAGCUAGCUAGCAGCGAAAAUGAUGUAAUUUACCAUUUGUUUGGAUGGAUAUCCUCUCUUCUCUUUAAGCUUGCUGUUGUUAUUAUGUUAUAAGUAGGGCUGCAAAUGAGUCGAGUUGAGUCGAGUUUUAUCCCAGUUUGAGUUCGGUUCGUUAAUAAACGAGUCGAGCUCGGUUCAGUUUGUUUAUUAACGAGUCGAGUCGAAUUAAAAUCUUAACUUUUAUGGUACUUCAUUUUGUAUAUUAUGAUACAUAUGAUUUAUUUUGUUAGCUAAUUUCAUAUUAUAAUUUGUUGGUAUCAUAUAUCAUUUAGUUAAUAAAUUUUAACUACUCCAAAUCAUGUUAUUUCAUAGUAUCGAAUCAAUCUAUGAUGCAUAAUUUCUUUUUAAAAUAGAAAAUAAGAUAUAUUUGCUCACAUACUCAAAGUGUUAAACUUUAUAUAUGGUGAGAUAUAUAAUUUAACAACCAUAUGAAUUAAAAUCAUAAGAUAUAUAUUGAUUUGUCCAUAAGUUGGUAAUCGAGUUGGCUCUCUAGCCACAUGUUAAGACAUAUCAUGAGCUCUAAACGAGCCAACUCACGAGUUUAGCUCAACAAGCCACCGAAUCGAGCUAGCUCGCGAGCUUCACGAGUUGAACAAAGAUGAGCUCGUAUUCGGCUCGUUUAUUAACGAGUCGAGUUUCGAACGCGCUUUUCUCGAGUUGAACACCAAGCCGCUCGCGAACAGUUCGACUCAUUUGCCGCCCUAGUUAUAAGUUUGCACUUUGUAUUGUACCCUUAAAAUGGAGCAGGCAGGCUAUUGUCCAACAAGUUGGAACGAUAGGGACCAGUCAGUCAACGAGAAAGCCUUUCUUUCCUGUGCUAUGCUCAUGGUCACGGACCCCUUCCUUCCUUCCCCACUGUCCUUCUCGUCUUCUUUCUUUCUCUCUUAUCAGAAAGGCUGGUCAAAACCCUAGCUAGUCAAAGCCAGCUCUGCCAUUGUGGGCAUACCAUUCCUUUCCUUUCCUUUCCUCAGAGUCUGAUGCAAUAGCUGGCAAAUAUAUAUAGAGAGUAAUAUAUUUCUCUCUCUCUCUCUCUCUCUCUCUCUCUCUCUCUCUCUGCUGGUGCAGUGAUGCUGGUGUGGUGGCAUCUUCCAGGCUUUUCAAUAUGUCUUUCCUCCUCCCACCCAAUCCCAUCUCCCAUCCCUCGCUCUGCCAGCUUGAUGGCAAAUUACCAUUUUGUACUUGCCUAUAUAGUGCCUACUCUCUUGGAAAAACUGGCACAACCGUCCAAAUUCCCUUUUGCCUCUACAGUUUACAGUACUUCUCUCUCCCUCCCUCUUUGCUGUGAUGAUCUAUUAUAAUAAUUACUUCCAUGAGGAGAUGGAUUUGCUUUACGCCUUGGAUUUCCACAAUCAUCACUGGCCCACGUUAAUAAAUUAAACUACCAAGGAUAUAAAUGGAUCGUGCAUGGAGCCUGUAAAUCCCUGUUUUGGUGUUUGAUAUCAAAUAAAUAUAGGGUUCGUUUGGAAGUUGCGAUUGUUAGUGUUGUAUUUGUUAAAUACAUGUAUUGUCCACAAUACAACGUUUGGAAGUGUCAAGUUGCAAAACAAUGAAUGUAUUGUUUUGUGUGGGUCCCACCAACAAUCAACAAAAAUGAGGGAUUGUACAAUCUCAACUAAAAGUUGAGAUUGUUGUGAUUGUUGGUUUAAUAAUUGAGCACCUUUACUUUUUCCAAUUAUGUCCAUAGUUCUUUUUGUUUUAUAUUAAAAGUGGAGGAAAAAUAUGACAUUUCUUUAUAAAGUAACUUUAUAACAAUCAAUUCAUAAAUUAUAAUCUCAACAACCAAAUAAUGUAAUUUCAAAAUGCAUCUAUUGUAUCAAUGCAUGCAUUUAUAUGAUAGUGAUUCAUAACAAUACAACGAUUUAACAUACGCAACUUCCAAACGACCCCAUAGAUUGCUGGAGAAAAUGGAAAACAUAGAUAGAUGACCUUUUGGUGUUUGAGAGGCACAGAGAGAAAUGAGAAUCCAAAUGAGGAUGAUAAUUAAAUAGGUUUAGGGUUACUAAUUUUAAAGAUUUACCUGCUGGCCAAUGCAUGGAUAUUUGGCACAUGGAUUGGUGUGGGUGGUUCGCAGCACAGUCUUUUGAUGAAGAUUUUGUUCAGAUCAUCUGCCUAAGUGUAAUCAUGAUAUCAAAUGCCUCAUGCAACAGCAACAAUAUGCGAAACCAAUAAUGAUAUAUAUAUAUACUCACUAAAAAAUCAAGGAAAAGGAUGCCAUCGAGCCUCGAUAUCUGUCUGCAAAAGGGAUUCUUCUUUAAAAAAAAAACUUUGUUUAUUUUUCGCCACAACUUUUGCCACUAUUUUUUUUAAUUUUUUUUUAAUGUAAAUUCCUUGGGGGGUUCUCAUGAGGUUGUAUAUUAGCUUCGGAAUACAAACUCUAGUUAUUAUUUAUUAAUUUUGGUAGCAAAAGAUUGAGAUUUAUAUGUGAAUGAGUAUUCACCGCAUUUUAGGUUCGAAUUUUAAGAUAUAGUUAGUAAAUAUAUCGAUUAAUAUUUGUUCAUAUGAACUAUGCAUUUUAUACAUUCAAAACUUUCAUUUUUGUACUAUAGUCAUUUGUCAAACAAUUUCAUUUUUCUCAGUUCAUUUUAUGAAUUCCGUAAUAAACACAAAUAGAACCCGUAUAACACGUUUAAUACUCAUAUUUAAUCAGUUCUUUUACUACAAAUAGAACCCUUAUGUCCACAAUUUAUAUGUAACUUACCCGUACCGUAUUUUACUAACUAUGUUCUGAGUUAACAAACAAAGAAAAAAUAUAUAGGUGGAGCCAGACUCACUUAGGUGUGUCACUGACGCAUAUAAUUUCGGGUAAAAAUGCAGUUAAUCCCCAUAUACACACAUUUAUAGGGGAAUGAACUCUACACCUCUGAGUUAACAUAAUAUCAUUUUGUCACUACACUAAACUUAGGUUUAGAGAUAAUUAUUAUUCUGUAUUUGGUUUACUGGAUGUGGACAAGAAUUGCAUAAUAUAUAACCUGAGAAAUUCACUUAAACAAUCCACAAUUAACCCCUAUUACGAAAAACACCAAAUGACACCCACAAUCCUCUAAAAAGUAUUCAAAUAUUUCAAUAAUCUAAAAAAUACCACAAAGUAUAUAUAAUUGUUCAAAUAUAAAAAUGAGAUGGAACCCAUGUUUCCAUCAUACUUUCUCACUUGAAACCAACCUUGUCUUCAAGGUUGACUCGCAUCAUCAUGGUUCGCGUUACCUGCUUCGAUCGUCAUUUCUGCAAGCUUGUUCUGAAGAUUCCCCACCAGCAACAUCAUAUGAGCAUUCAUACACUGGUGACCCAUCGUGCAACUCUCGUAGCAAUUGGAGAAACUUUCAUCUCUACCGUCAGUAGUCUAGCAAAUUCUCUAGACUAUAGUCAAGGUCCUGGUCGAGCAGCCACGCAGGUCGCUCCUGCCAUUGUUGGUGCCGCUCCCACCAUUGACUAAUCCUCGAUUUGUCUACACCGGCGGAUCGCGGGAAGCGCCCAACACUUUCUUUCUAGCUCGUCAACUCCUCCUUAUUUUGACUUGCUCCCGUGAAUGCCACACACAAAGAUUGGGGCUCGAUUACCUUAGCAGCUGCUGCCAAUUGCAACUUCAAUCUUUCUAUGCACAACCCCACCAAAGUUCGCUCUUGUACGUCCUUGAACAUCUUACCCAUUUUAUAUAACUCAUAUAUAUACUCAGCAAUCGUUCCUGUCUGGCGAAUAAGCCCAUAAAUUUAUUUAAAAUCCAUAAUUAAUCCCUAUUACAAGUAUAUCAAAUGCCAGCAAAAUCCAACAAAUACCCUAAAAAGUACUGAAAUAUUUCAAUAAUCUCAAAACUACCACAAAACAUAAAUACUUUUUCAAAUU
Molecule: messenger RNA, 4342 nt
Organism: Linum trigynum
Lineage: Eukaryota; Viridiplantae; Streptophyta; Magnoliopsida; Malpighiales; Linaceae
Source: the annotation of a GenBank genome assembly